Messenger RNA from Macroventuria anomochaeta, 1629 nucleotides. RefSeq names its product oxidoreductase-like protein. The record is from RefSeq and is a predicted model, not a curated record. Lineage: Eukaryota; Fungi; Ascomycota; Dothideomycetes; Pleosporales; Didymellaceae. Gene Ontology annotation, molecular function: NADP binding; NAD binding; oxidoreductase activity. The transcript has 2 exons. The coding region runs from base 174 to 1472 and encodes 432 amino acids.
CUUCAACCUCACGGAACACAUCACACAACUGUACAUACUUCCUUCGCAACCGGUAUCUAGAAAGAACAGGACCACAGGUCAGCUUGCAGUUCGACCAUACUGUAACAAUAUCGACCUUCAGUCAUCCAUAUCAAUUACACCAUAUCAUUUGACACACAACCACCAUCACAAUAAUGUCCAAACCAGCAAUCGGCUUCUGCGGCCUCGGAGCCAUGGGCCUAGGAAUGGCCACGAACCUCGUCAAGCAAGGCUACUCAGUAACUGGCUUCGACGUAUACCCUCCAUCUCUCGAGAAAUUCCAAAAAGCAGGCGGCAUCCCCUCAACCUCGCUCUCCGAAUCCGCAAAAGACAAGCCCUUCUACAUCGUCAUGGUCGCCUCCGCACUGCAAGCCCAACCCGCUCUGUUCGCUGACGACGGUAUUGUGAAGGCACUGCCCAAGGGCACGACGCUGAUCUUGAUGUCGACCGUGCCAAGCAGUUACGCGCAGAGCGUGGAGAAGGAGCUCAAGGAUAUCGGUCGAGAUGAUAUUUUCUUCAUUGAUGCGCCGGUUUCUGGCGGUGCGGGCAGGGCAGCGGAUGGUACGCUAACGAUUAUGGCGGGUGCAUCGGACGCAGCGUUCGAAAAGGGAAAGUGGCUGCUCGCCGAGAUGAGUGCGCCCUCCAAGUUGUUUAUUGUGGAAGGAGGGAUUGGCCAGGGCAGCAACAUGAAGAUGGUGCACCAGGUGCUUGCGGCAAUUCAGAUUCUGGCUGUGAGCGAGGCGUACGGAUUCGGUGCGAGGUUGGGGUUGAAUGGACAGGAUGUGAGUGAAGCCGUGAUAGGGAGUGACGCGUGGAGUUGGAUGUUCGAGAACAGGACGCAGAGGACUUUAAAGGAAGACUACUUCCCGGGUGCGAGUGCAGUCACCAUUAUUCUGAAAGACACAAGCAUCAUCACACUCAUGGCGCGCAAAUUACAGUACCCCACUCCUCUCUGCUCUAUCGCAGAGCAGGUCUACUUUGCAGCAGUCGACCGCGGUUGGGGCGCUAACGACGACGCCGGCAUCGUGCGUCUCUGGACAUCUGAGCCAGUUUCGAGCAUCCAAGGCUCAUUCUCAGCUGAGGAGAAGCAGCAGAAGCAGACACUGGUCAAGGACCUACUCAAGGGUAUUCAUCUCGUUGCUGCAGCGGAGGCUCUGUCUCUCGCAAGCCACGUCAACAUUCCUCUAGCUCAGAUCUACGAGCUGGCGAAAGAUGCUGCAGGAGGCAGCAAGCAGUUCGAGGACUUUGGUCCCAAGAUGUUGCCUGUUCUCGAGGGCCAGUCAGAUAGCAACGGCAAGAUCCUCAAUACCUACAUCGAGAAGCUGCACAAGGCGUUAGAUGAGGCACAAGCCAUUAAGUGCCCAUUGUACCUGGGUAACGGUGCGCUGGCGUUGCUAUUACAAACGGGGAAGAGCAGGGACCUUGCAUCGCUGCUGAAGUUUUAUACACAGUAGUGUGUAGUGGAGCUGAACAUCAGGAUGAACAGAUAAAACAUCAACGUUGAUUACUGACCACUUGUCUUUCAAUUGCCUCGCUGAUUGAUCACCUUCGAAGCUGUCCUCUUUGUUACAGAAUGCCGGCUCUGACUGAUCUGGUCGCUGUUCCAUAAUC